UCUAGCUAGCUAGCUCGUCCUCCCUCACCUCUCUUCUUCCCCUCUCCUCCUCUUCCAGCCCCUUCCCUUCCCUGGACAUGGAUGCUUAGCUCUACCUGACAUAGAACAAGAAAGGAGCAGUAAAAGUAGAAGUAAGAUUUAGAUCCGCAUUAACACUAGCUAGUAGUGCCGGCCACUACUAGAGCAGGGACCUCUAGCUGUCCAUCCACUGAUCCACAUUAGUUUACUGGUUGGUUUGGUUUGCUACUGAAGCUUCGAACUAUUUGAGAGAUGACCCAACCAUCCACCGUUAUCAUCACCAUCAUCAUCAUUGAGUAUCCCACCAAGAACCGCCAGUAUCAAACCCUACUGCCCAUCGGCCGCCACAUGCAUCCAGCCGCGUCGUCUUUUGGCGAGUACUUCCAGUUCUUCCCCGCCGAGAUGUACCACCACCAGCAGCUGCUGCUGCAAGAGGAGGGGACCCUGGAAGCGGUGCUCUGGCAGCCGGUGACCGCUCCAGCUCCGGCGGAGCGGGGGGAGCCGGGGAAUAAUGGGGCGCCGGGGCCAGGGGGUGCAGUCGUUGGGGCGGCGCGGAAGAGGCCGUUCCGGACGGACCGGCACAGCAAGAUCCGCACGGCGCAGGGGGUGCGCGACCGUCGGAUGCGGCUGUCCGUCGGCGUGGCGCGCGAGUUCUUCGCGCUGCAGGACCUCCUCGGCUUCGACAAGGCCAGCAAGACGGUGGAGUGGCUCCUCACGCAGUCCAAGCCGGCCAUCGACCGGCUUGCCGACGCCACCCAGGGGGGCGCUGCUGCCGCCGCUGCAGGACCGUCGAAGGAGAAAGGGGAGGGGGCGACCUCCUCCGGCACCGGCUUCUUCGAGGAUGCGAGGGAGGAAGAGCAGGACGUCAGAGAUCUGAUGAAAGGCAUCGGCGGCGAAGGUGAGCUUGACUGGUUCAUGUCGGAGCCGGCGGCGAUAGGACAGCCGAUGGAAGGAUUGGACUAAUUAAUGAGAGCUGCAAUAACGGCGGAGUACUAAUUCUAAUUACUCAAGGUGAUUUCUUGUAUAUAUGCAGCUGCAUGACAUAUUGGUAUGCAAACUUUGUGUCCAAACGGUGAGAUUAAUUGAGUUCUUGCAAAUCUUAUGUUCAUGCUGGGUGUGUUCCACUAACUUUGCCAACUAUAUUUUGCUGAUGUGCUAAUUUUGAGGUUCUCUUGGAGCUGUUCUGUGUUUUCCAGUGCUACAUGGGAAUAUCAUCCUUAAGAGGUCACAUACAGUUUUGAUCGGAAGGUUUGGGCAAUCAAUUUCAGGUGAAAUUCUUGAACCAUCCUAGUAACAGCUAGCUAGUGCAAACUAAAUGUACUCAAUUUGUUCACAUCACAUAUCUUUACAAGAAUGAAUUUAUGACAAAUGCAUAUACUUAGUUUCUACCUUAAUCUAGCACAACUGAUAGGUUUCCCUGAGUUAGGGCUUUAUACUUCAUGCAGUAUACAAGGAUGUAUAAGCAGGCUGCAGGUCCUCUGGUUACAGAAAUGAUCUAUCUUUUUUAUCAAAUUCGGAUGGCACUAUAUUUCUGUCAAUUAUAUAUUGGUUCAGUGUCACCUUGAGUUUGAGUUAAUUAGUUGAAUUAUCUGUUAUCCUCACUGAAAGCUAUUCACAUACAAGUCACACAGGUCUAGAGGAAGACUAAUAUAAGUAUCACAUUAAUGCAAGAGAUAUAUCUCGCAAAAAAAAUUAAUGCAAGAGAUAUACCUGUAUCGCAUGUAUAUGAGAAUGAUUAGAAAAGAAAAAGGUGCCUGUGAGCAGAGUUGUCAAAACAUAAAGCAUGUGUAUCAUGAUAGUGAAUAUAAAUUUAUAAUUAGCUAGUCUAGAAUCAUUAUAUCUGAAAUUCUGAAUAGCAUAUAUCCCUUUGAAACAUUGACUAUAAGUAUGUAUGACAAGCCAACUGGUUGGUACAAAGUAUUCUCUGGAUGUAUGGCCAACUUACAAUUAAUUAAUAUAUUGUCAAACUAAACAGAAAAUUUAAACUAGCAGUAUGCAUGUACACUGGUGUGUUCAAAUAGUACACCUAGAAAGUCUACAACAGAAUAAUCAUGGGCUAGUGACACUUGAUCAAGCGGUUUCAUUAAAUGCUUCAUGUGCCUUAUUACCUGUCUCUCCAUUUUGUUAAUUUACUGUAUGACCAUAUUGCUGUACUUAUAUUGCAGCACUUCAACUGACUUGAGUAGUGAGAUGUUCUAGAUAUGAAGUUCUUCCAUCUUGACCACCAGAUUUUCCUCUCACGAUGUCAAUAUGUUUAUAGGAGUGUGUACCUACUGCAGAGAUAUUGAUUUUUUUAAAAUAAGGUACAAUAAAAGGUCUUUACAAAGCAAAUAUAGCAGUAGAAAAGAAUAUAGCUUUUCGUAGUGUUCUUCUUUAAAAUGCUUUCCUCCUUGUACCCAUUAUUCCAUGUCCAGUUAUCCACAUGUAUAAUUAUGAAAGUCUGGGGAGCUUUUUAGCCUACAGAAGAAAAGUAACUCAUCUACCCUGUUCUUAAAUAACUGCAUGCGGCCUCAAAAGUUUCUUCCUUACUUACAAAUGAAGAAUCCCGGACCCUGUUCAUCAAGAAUCGGUAAUUACCUUCCUGUAGGAAAAGGCAUAUCUAGCAAUAGUGCAAUUUAUUAGGUUGAUCAAGCAAAGAAUUUACACAAAUUGGAAACCUUAUUUGUGAGACCUCUUGUACAUAACUUUCCUUCCUUGCUUAUAAGGCAGAGCUACUGCAUUUGUUGGCCAGAAUAAACACACUGACUCAUUUGCUCACACACUGGUCCACUAGAAGUAUAAGAAAGAUAGGAAAAAAUGUAUAUGAUCUGAGUAACAGCAAGUAAAGCUAACAGAAAGUAACUCAUUUGUGCACUCAACUAUUGAACACCUUGUAAUCUUGUACAUGAAGUCAGAAGAAUGUAGUGCGUGCCAUGUAUCUCAAGCAUCUGAAAGCAAACAUUGUUGAUUUUAAUUAGUCUUUCAGUGUAGUUGGUUAGCUAGCAUCAAUUCCUUUUGCCUAAAUUAGCGAAAAACUUUUCCAGUUUGUGGAACUUCUCAACAAUCAGCAGCCAAAAGUUUAUUAUCACUAGUGUUAAUUAGUUUCUUAGAGGGUCUGCUGUUAAAAGUCAAAUUGACACCUCUCUAUCCUCUAUCUUUUACAAACCAUGGAGAUGAAAACCAUAACAAUGAACACACAUUAUAGAGAAGGUAUUUGUGACCAAAGCUGUCAACUCAACUUGCAGAGAGUUUUGCAUGUAAAAUACAUUUUAAAUGGUCACUUAUACGUGAAAUUCUUUUGUGACACAAACCUAAGCUUAUAAUUACCUAAAUUGCUUUGAUAAUAUUUUCCUUGUACAGUAUGUUUUGAAUGGUGACCAAUACAUAAAAUUCUUUUUAUUUUGUGACGAUGCUAAUUUCAGUUUACCUUAUAGUUAUCCAUGUGGAAAUUAAUCAUGCUUCUUCUUGUCAUCAUCAUGUGUACAGAUUUUUGUAUGUAGUAACUACUGGUUCUCCAUCUAGCUAAAUUUGAUUAGUGUGAAAUAUUUGAUCCAUCUAUAUAUAUACUCUAGCUAGAUUUAGACUUGAAAGCUAGGCUCCCAUGUAGAAUAUCACAAAGUAAAGAUGGCAGAAAAUAAGCCUUUGACUCACUAAGAUUGCAUGGUGUGUACAUGAGCAACAACCAUACAUGUACUAAUAUAUCCAUAAGUUUUGCAGAAAAUAAGUUCUUGUUUAUAUAUUUAGGUAGUUGUUUCUACCUUAAAUGUGCAAAUAGUGGUGUCCAUUACGUUUAUGCCUACCUAACUAUAUGUAUACUGCAUUUCAAAAAACCAUAUGUAUACUGAACAAUUUCUUUUAUCUGAUGUGCUGAUGGUUUUAUACUCACUAAUUUUGGUGAGUAUAGUGACAGAGAUUGGAGAAAGAACAUGUUUUGUUUGUUUGGGACCUCAGGUAGUACACAAGCUGGUGUCUAUAACUCAAUACACAAAUUAUCUGCAUUUUACAAUUGUGGGUUUUAAUGCAAAAUUCUGGAGCUAUAGACAACCGUACUUUUUAUAUGCAUGUUCGAUAUCAUACAAGGUCAUUUGUAUAUUGAACAUCCAUAAUUUCAUACAAAGUCAUUCAUACCUGCAUAAGAAAGGAAUCCAUCCAUCAACUGAUGCGAUGUCUUGGAUUCAAGAUCUGGGCAUAGGAAUAAUAGAAAGAGUUGGUAUCUGCAUGCUAAGAUAAUCUUAAUUAUUAGGGGUUCUAGUUGGUAUUACUCUAUUAAUUGAGCAUAACACAGUUUUAUGAACUUGGAUAUUUCUCCCUCUAAAUGUCUACUUUCAGGUUUCCCCCGAACUAAGAAUUUGCAUAUAGUAGAUAGUACGUACUAGCUGGGAGUCAGUGAGUCAGUUGCCAUUAUUAUAUUUUCAGCAUUAAAUUUGGUUAGCUACAUGAAAUAUUUACAUUCUGAUACAGACUUUCUGGAGCUAGUUUUGUUAGAUCAUUGGUGACCUUUUCCAAGCCCGCUCAAAUUUAUUAAGAAUAUACUGUGGUCUUUGGUUUGAGGAAUGGGACGAAUGGUGAAUAUAGACCAUCUCUGAUCCUAACUCUAUUAUUGUUUUAGGAUUUGAGGGAUGUGAUGGGUUUGGUCCACCAUGAGCAUGAAGCCCAAGGCGAAACAAGGGAUUGACUCGUCCCACCAAAAUUUAGAAAUGAUCCCAUGAUACACAGCCAUGAUGAGCAGAGAGUUUAUCCACAAAAUUAAUCGAAUACUUCAUAAGUAUAGGUAGGUUCAUAAUUUAUAUUUUGCAUGGAAAAACCGAAAGGGAUUCUAGCUAGAGUUUAUUAAAACUGGAUAUUGAUCUUGACCCUCCUCUGGCCUUUGUCAGUUGUCAUAACAUUCGCCUAGAUAUGCCAGGAUAGGUUCUAUUCCUAUUACUUUCUCCAAAUAAGCCAUUUAACACAUAUAGAAAUGUGUGCCCCAGCAACAGCUAACAAAGAGUCCUAUAUAGCCAGCAUUGAAUUGGAAAAAAAUAAUACAGCACAUCAAGAUUGAUAUGAUCCUUUAAAAAAUUAUGGUGAGCAAAAACAUUAUUGACAUAUUUCAUCACAUAAUGGAGUGUACUUUACAGGAUUAGUACCUAGCUAAUUAGUGUAAGUGGAUGGAAUCAGGUGGAGAAUUAAUCAGAUUUCAUAGAAAAUGCAUGCCCGCACCAGGAGUACUCUUAAAUACACACGAUACUGCA
Triticum aestivum (bread wheat) is the source of this 5228-nucleotide messenger RNA. Its product is annotated as transcription factor TCP12-like. Gene Ontology annotation, cellular component: nucleus. The record is from RefSeq and is a predicted model, not a curated record. Bases 271 to 981 code for a protein of 236 amino acids. NCBI's taxonomy places the organism in Eukaryota, Viridiplantae, Streptophyta, Magnoliopsida, Poales, Poaceae. The transcript has a single exon. Gene Ontology annotation, molecular function: DNA-binding transcription factor activity; sequence-specific DNA binding. Gene Ontology annotation, biological process: regulation of secondary shoot formation.